This is a messenger RNA of Lolium rigidum, 1311 nucleotides long. Its product is annotated as lecithin-cholesterol acyltransferase-like 1. The coding region runs from base 1 to 1311 and encodes 436 amino acids. NCBI's taxonomy places the organism in Eukaryota, Viridiplantae, Streptophyta, Magnoliopsida, Poales, Poaceae. The transcript has 2 exons. Gene Ontology annotation, biological process: lipid metabolic process. The record is from RefSeq and is a predicted model, not a curated record.
AUGGCCAUGAACACAGCUUUUGUUAGACUGCUACAACUGCUACUGCUGCUCCUACCGCCUUCCCUCCGUGAUUACCCGUGGGCGGCGCCUAGUGACCAUGGCGUGGGUCAGAAGCUCCAAGCCUACCACCCCAUAAUCAUGAGCGCCGGCAUCAGCUGCCCCGUUCUGGAGGCGCGGCUCACCGACGCCUACACUCCGUCGCUGCCGCGAUGCGGUGCGUUCAAGGGGAAGGGAUGGUUCCCGCUAUGGAACAGCAAACAGGACCUGGUCGACCAUGACUAUGUAUCCUGCUUCGAGGAGCAGAUGAGCCUUGUUUUCGAUCCCGUCACCAACGACUACCGGAACCAGCCUGGCGUCGAGACUCGGGUUCCAGACUUCGGCUCCGCAUAUGGAUUCUCCUACAAGGACGAUAGCUGCCCAUUUUGUUGUAACGUAAAGCUCCGCAAUGAACUUGAAGCACUUGGAUAUCGGGACGGAGAUACCCUUUUCGGUGUGCCUUAUGACAUACGCCAUGCUCCACCACGGCCUGGCCAGCCUUCUGAGGUGUACUCAGACUACUUUGCUCGUGUCAAGGAUCUGGUGCAGAAUGCAAGCGCGAAGAAUGGGAACAAGCCCGUUAUCUUCGUCGGCCAUAGCUUUGGUGGCAAGCUCAUUCUCGACUUCGUGAAUUCUACCCCCCUUUCAUGGAGGAAACAAUUCAUCAAGCACCUUGUUCUACUCUCGCCAACUCCUCCUACAGGAUUUCUGGAGGCACUCAAAAACCUCGCAUCGGGACCGAGCUGCAUUCAUUUCGAUGCCGCUCCGCACCUUGCUCUGCGUACGAUGUGGUGGUCAUUCGCAAGUUCCCUUCUAUCUCUUCCAUCACCAACGGUGUUUACCCACGAGCCACUCAUAAUCACCAAACAUAGGAACUACUCGGCAUAUGACUAUCCAGAUUUUUUUGCAGCACUCGGUUUCAGUAUGAAAGGAAUGUUGCCCUUUACUAAAUGGGUGUUUCCCACAAAUAUGAGGGUUGAGGCGCCAAUGGUUCCAACGACAUAUCUCAGCGGUUUUGGCAUUCAAACGAUAAAUCAAGUGGUAUUCUGGGACGGCAACUUCGAUGUCUACCCAGAAAAUGUGUAUGGCAACGGAGAUGGAGUUGUCAAUUGGAAUAGUGUGUUGGUAUUCGCCAAUGAACUCAAAAGGCAGCAUUGUUUGAAGAACAUACUCUUUAAAUUCAUCAAGAUUCCUAAUGUUACGCAUGGUGAAAUUGCUAGUCAAGACAAUUCUCUCAAGAUAAUUAUGGCUGAAAUUUUAGAAGCUAAUUCUUGA